This is a messenger RNA of Cicer arietinum (chickpea), 1839 nucleotides long. Its product is annotated as glycosyltransferase BC10-like. The record is from RefSeq and is a predicted model, not a curated record. Gene Ontology annotation, cellular component: membrane. Gene Ontology annotation, molecular function: glycosyltransferase activity. Lineage: Eukaryota; Viridiplantae; Streptophyta; Magnoliopsida; Fabales; Fabaceae.
UUUUUUGUUUUUUUUUUGUUAAGAUUGAAAAUAAAAAACACAGCAAAACAAACACCUCAAAAACAAUACAAAACAAAACAAAACGUUUCGUUUUCUUAAGGAAUCAUCAAAUCACAAACCAAACCCACACUCUCUCCCCCAACACCAUACAGAAAACUUCACAACACAAACAGACACACUCUUCUCUCUCUCUCUCUGCACUAUUCGCAAAUAAACAAAUAAUUUUCGGCUUUUGAAUAUAUUCAAGAUUUCUUGUGAGGUACUGAAUAUGCAUGAAAAGAAUAUUUUUUGGAGGUGAAAGCUGUGAUUCAUUUACAUAGAUGAAGACAGCGAAAUUUUGGCGUCUAAACAUGGGCGAUAUGCAGAUCUUGCCUGGAUCUCGCAACCGUCCUACCAUGAUGAAGCCAAUGUGGAUUAUUCUCUUGGCUUCAUUUGUAAUCAUGUUCAUAACAUGUGCUUAUAUCUACCGGUCAAAAAACAGUACAGCUUGUAAUGUCUUCUCUUAUAGACGGUGUAAACCUAUGGCUAAUUGGCUUCCUCCUGUUUCUGCAAGGGAAUACACAGAUGAUGAGAUUGCUUCACAUGUUGUUUUUAGGGAUAUUUUGAACUCCCCAGUUGUUGUUCCGAAAAAUCCGAAAAUUGCCUUCAUGUUUUUGACUCCUGGUUCUCUACCAUUUGAAAAAUUGUGGGAUAACUUUUUCCAAGGUCAUGAAGGGAAGUUCUCUGUUUAUGUGCAUGCAUCUAAGACUAAACCAGUUCACCAGAGCCAUUAUUUUGUUAAACGAGAUAUACGCAGUGACCAGGUGGUAUGGGGUAAAAUGUCCAUGGUUGAUGCAGAGAGACGACUUCUGUCAAAUGCCCUACAAGAUCCUAAUAACCAGCACUUCAUUUUACUUUCUGAUAGCUGUGUGCCACUGUAUAAUUUUGACUAUAUUUUUGAUUAUCUGAUGUAUACAAAUAUCAGCUUUGUGGACUGUUUUAGGGAUCCUGGUCCUGUUGGCAAUGGCAGAUACUCAGAACACAUGUUACCUGAAGUUGAGAUUAAGGACUUUAGAAAGGGUGCUCAGUGGUUCUCCAUGAAGCGGAAGCAUGCUCUUAUUGUUAUGGCUGACCACCUAUAUUACUCAAAAUUUCAUGCUCACUGUGAGCCCGGCGUGGAUGGGAAGAAUUGCAUUCCAGAUGAGCAUUACUUACCGACCUUCUUCACGAUUGUCGAUCCGGGUGGAAUUGCAAACUGGUCAGUAACUCAUGUUGACUGGUCUGAGAGAAAAUGGCAUCCAAAAUCAUACAAGACUCAAGAUAUUACUUAUGAGCUUUUGAAGAAUAUUACGUCGAUUGAUGUAAGCGUGCACGUCACCAGUGACGAGGAGAAAGAAGUACAAAGAUGGCCUUGCUUAUGGAAUGGAAUUCAGAAGCCAUGCUACCUUUUUGCGAGGAAAUUCAGUCCGGAAACACUGGACAAUUUGUUGCAGCUUUUUUCCAACUAUUCAUCCCCUUGAGCCGGGAAACUUUUCUAUCGAUUCUUUGGUCGGAUCAGAUGUUGAUUUCGGCCGUCGUCUUGGUUUCUUCAUAUGGCACAAGAGUUGUAAAUUGUAGCAGUAUGUACUGGCAAUGCAGUUAUAGGGUGGUCUAUAGAAAGGUUUUGCUGAUUCAUAGUUUGGAUUAUUUUUCCCUCCUUCCAAUUUUGGUCUAUUAAAGUUUUUCAAUUGCAUAGCAUAUAGUUUUGAAGGGGAAGGAGGGAAUGGUACUCAUUUUCUGUUUGGUCUUUUUGUAAAACUUGCAAAGUGAUUAGUUGAAAAAUACAAAUGUUGGGUCCAGUUGUCAUAGAUAAAAAUAAAA